Messenger RNA from Mucor mucedo, 2208 nucleotides. RefSeq lists its product as uncharacterized. The transcript is spliced from 2 exons. Gene Ontology annotation, molecular function: ubiquitin binding. The coding region runs from base 40 to 2136 and encodes 698 amino acids. NCBI's taxonomy places the organism in Eukaryota, Fungi, Mucoromycota, Mucoromycetes, Mucorales, Mucoraceae. The record is from RefSeq and is a predicted model, not a curated record.
CUUCUGCAGACUUCAACUACUACUUCAUUUCUUUUCUUGAUGCUCAGUUUCAUUCCAUUUAUUCCUCACGGUACUAAAGGAGUCGAUGAAGCUGUAUGGCAAACGGCUCGUCGUUCAUGGCUGAACAACUUGACAGAGUUACUUAAUAUGCAAGACGCCGUCUUUGCCAAACAAGUUUUGUCCAACACGACUUUGGCUACAUUUAUAGAUCAAGUCUUCAAUGAACAAAUGGACAACGACACAGCACCCGUAGAUACCCGUUUGAUCAAGUACAUUUUUCUUUUGUAUGCCAGACUCUCUUCUUUAGCCCCGACACACGAUCUUUUAAAUAUCCAGAGACUUUGUAGCUUUGUCAUUGUUUACGGUUAUUCGAAUAUCAGUCAGGUCCGUCGUAUAGUAGCCAAUGCAGUGAAUGAAUCCGAGUCUUUGGAACAAAACUUACUAGCUACAAUGGGUAUGCUGAUAGAUUCGAUUCAAUCCAUGCCUAAUUCGCUCAAGAAUUCCAUCACGGCCGAAACAUUGGAUCGUGCUUAUGUGCUUGUGCGAGUCUUGGACUCUCUAUUAUCUUCCACCGUUCAACUUUCAGUUAUUAAAUCAAGCUUUGAUACAUUGGAUCAAGUGUUGAUAGAUUGUUACAGGGAUUUGAUACCUACGUUGAAAAAGGCUGUGGAAUGCGACGAGUCAAAUAAGACGUGCGCUUAUCUUAUUAAAUUGUCACUGGUAUCCUCUUUUAAUUCUUACGCAGAUAUGCAUUUCUUGACGCCUUUCGGAUAUAUCACUUCUCCAGAAGAUCAUCAUCGACUAGAAAAAUACGAGACGACAGCCUCAACGGAUUCAGUUUUAGAUUGGAUGAGCGAAAAGAUACUGGGAUAUAUCGAACAUAGUGGAUUAGAAUCGACAUGCGCUGCCUUUGAGGAUGGACCGAUCAUUAUGGAUUGGGAGGUAGAAUACAAUAUUACCGAAAAACUCGAUUAUAUCAACAAAACUUCGUUUUCGGGAGAGGAUGAACGUAUCGAAUUUUUGAAGCUGUCCAUGGAGCAAGUGCGAGAUUCGAAUAAUGGUACUAGUGAUUGGGGAUCAGCAUUAAAAACAAGGGCUAAACCUGCUAUCAAUGGUAAAGCUUCUGCCAAAGAUAAAUCUGUCGUCUUUGAAAACGUCGAAAGAACAUCCAAAAUUUCACAGAUUCAUGACUUAUUCCCUGACUUUGGUGACGGUUUUAUCGAGGCUUGUUUAGAAGCCAACAAUGAUGAUGUUGAGGUCGUCAUUAUGCAGUUUUUGGAAGAGAAUUUACCAGCUUCUGUGGCUGGAUUAGAUAGAUCAAUGGAAAGAAAACCACUCAAGAGUGCGACUGAAACUGUAGCUCAAUUAGCUCAUUUAGAGGGAGAUGCUGCUGCCAAGGAUGCUCAAAUUCAACAAGCCAUUGAACAUGAGAGUGUACUCUCUUCAAGACGCAAUGUAUAUGAUAAUGACGAGUUCGAUAUUUUCACCCAUCGCACAGUAGAUACAUCCAAGGUUUAUACGGGUAAAAAAGAUAAAGGGAAUGCAGAUUCGUUAUUGGAUGACAAGUCGUUUAUUCAAAGCGAAAAGAAGAAUGUUUUGCAGCGUGUUGUCGAUAUGUACGAUGAUGACUAUGAUGAUACCUAUGAUGAAAUUAAUGAUGCAGGUGCUCCAUCCACACUGGAUGGCGAUUCUGCUGUGGAUAUUGUGAAAAAGAAGCAAGAGUUAUUAGAUCCUGGCAUUCAAAAUGAAAGUCUUUUGGUCCAUAGCUUUACAGAAAAUCCCGAAUUAUUUGGUCGUAAUGGUACUGCUCGUAAAUCCACAAAGCGUGCCGAGUUAAGGAAACGUACAGAAAUGACAGAUGAGCAAUUAGAGGGUUGGGCUAUUAUGUUUAACAGAAAUCCUAGAAAGGAUAGAAUUUUAGAUAAAUACAUGUUAUUUGAUGGUAAUCAAACCAAGGUAACUGAGGAAGUGACUCAAGCACAAAAGCAAGCAUUGAAGAAGGAGAACAAAAAGCCCCCGAUCAGCGAAGCUAAAGAUCGCUCCUAUAAAGACAAGAAUAAGGCGAGAUUUGGUAAUCACAACCGAAAGGCAAAUCGUGAUAAAAAGGUUGCGAAAGCAGGACCGCCACCAUCAUAGAUUAUACACUUUUUUUUAAAAAUAUAUAUAUACAUACAUACAUAUACAACUUUAAUAUGAAUAUGCAAUAUU